Varroa destructor (honeybee mite) is the source of this 1077-nucleotide messenger RNA. RefSeq lists its product as uncharacterized. The record is from RefSeq and is a predicted model, not a curated record. Gene Ontology annotation, cellular component: extracellular region. Gene Ontology annotation, biological process: RNA catabolic process. Lineage: Eukaryota; Metazoa; Arthropoda; Arachnida; Mesostigmata; Varroidae. Gene Ontology annotation, molecular function: ribonuclease T2 activity; RNA binding.
CGAAAUAUUAAGAAUAAAGAAGUUAUUCUCAGGACAGAAUUAGAGUUGAGCAUAUCAGCCUACACAAGAAUCACAGGGAGAUUUUUCAGUUUCGAAACGGCUUCUGGCAUUUCAAUUGUUUAGUAAGAGUAACGGUUACCUUGCGCCCUACGAGAGUGCUGUGCGCUCCGUCACAUCUUUAAGACCUUCUAAUUAUAAAGGGAUUAGAUGAAAUCGUUCUGGGUCUGGACGCUACGAACUUUGACAUGCAUCGCAUUUAUGGUCGUCAUCCUCAUGCGGGCCUCCUAUGCCAAUCUCCUAGCCAAGCAAUUUCAUCUCGUUUUGGUGAAUAACGGCUACUGCGCUGCAGCCCCGAACGGAUCGAAGUGUGUGACAAACGACGCAAGGUAUAAGCCUCAUUGGAGAAUAAAUUCAGUUCGCGUUAUAUGGGCUGAAGAGGCAGAACGAAAUUGUAGCCAAUUGCGGGUUGCCGAUCUUAAGGCCAUCCGUUCAGAUCUUGACAAAUUGUGGCCAAGCUUCGUUACGAAGACUCCAGACGAGCUUUGGAAAAAUCAGUACAAUAGAGACAUUAGCUGCGCCAUACGGGACGGGAACAUUAGCACGCCAUUGGCUUUUUUCAAGAAGAUCAUAAAGGUUUACAAGCAAUGGGAUAUCUAUCAUAUGCUCGAGAGGGAGGAAAUCACGCCAAACUACAACGUACCCUUUCCUUUAUUAAAUAUUAAUCAUGCACUACAAAAACACGGAGUGGCUGAUAAUAUAACCGUGUUAGGCGUCGAGUGCGCGACCGACAAACGCAAUAGAAACAUCUUUUUUGGAGUUCAUUUGUGCCUUGAUGUCAACCUUGACCCAGCACGAUGUGAUUCAAAGUCAGUCCCGAAUCCGUGCGGUAAACCGGACCAGGUGGGGUAUGCUUGGUACUUGGGCGAAAAAUCGGCAGGGUCAAGCGUAUUUUGGAAGGUAUCCCCGUUUACGGCCGUAGUUGCAAAUGUGCUUGCAGUCCUAUUUUAUCGCUGCUCACUAGUUUUAUAGAUAUCAAAAUUACUAAAUAAAAAAUAAAAUUGCGAAACAAUUAUUGAA